This is a messenger RNA of Neoarius graeffei (lesser salmon catfish), 642 nucleotides long. Its product is annotated as transmembrane emp24 domain-containing protein 11. The transcript has 5 exons. Gene Ontology annotation, cellular component: endoplasmic reticulum; COPII-coated ER to Golgi transport vesicle; Golgi apparatus. Bases 1 to 642 code for a protein of 213 amino acids. The record is from RefSeq and is a predicted model, not a curated record. Gene Ontology annotation, biological process: intracellular protein transport; endoplasmic reticulum to Golgi vesicle-mediated transport; Golgi organization. Lineage: Eukaryota; Metazoa; Chordata; Actinopteri; Siluriformes; Ariidae.
AUGAAUCUAACCCAGACCUGCCUUCUGAUAUCGUGCCUGGUCAUUUCAGCUCCAGCAAUGUUCUUUGAUUUGUCACAGCAGAGGGAAAAGUGUAUAAUUGAAGAGAUUCCAGAGGACACCCUUGUCACAGGUUAUGUCUUAUUAGAACACUGGGAUAAAAAGCAGGACCACUCUCCACACCUUGGAUUAACCAUCACUGUUAAAGAUCCUAAUCUUGAGGUAUUGUUGAUGAAAAAAUUGGGUAAAUAUGGAAAAUUCACCUUCACAUCCCAUUUCUCUGGUCAGCAUUUCCUUUGUAUGAAAUCAAACACGACGCGAUUCUCUGUGUUUGCAAAUGAACGUUUGAAAGUACAUCUCGAUGUGCAGAUGGUAGAACACACCAUCGAUCCCAGUGCUGUCAAGACCAAAGACACCAUUGAAUCAGUGAAGUUCAAAAUACAGCACCUGAUAGCCCAGAUGCAGUUCAUCAGCAAGCAGCAAAACUUCGAACGGGAACGUGAGGAAACAUUUCGUCAAAUGAGUGAAGAAACAAAUGGAAAUGUUUUGUGGUGGGCGAUAAUCCAAACCUCAGUACUACUCACUGUGGGAAUCUGGCAAAUGAGAAGCUUGAAGAACUUUUUCAUCGAAAAGAAAUUGGUCUAA